AUGGUGCGCUGUGUGUGGACGAAAAGGAGACAGAAGAAGGUGGAUAAGACGGAAACAUGCGACGAGCGAGUCAAGCGAAGAGAGCACGUUGCGUGGGAGGUGGAAGUAUCCAACAGCAAGCAGCAAACCGUGGCAAUCAAGGUGGUCAACACCCAGACAUUUGGGUGGUCUGGCAAUUGCGACUUUAUCUGA
Messenger RNA from Phytophthora nicotianae INRA-310, 192 nucleotides. RefSeq lists its product as hypothetical. NCBI's taxonomy places the organism in Eukaryota, Oomycota, Peronosporomycetes, Peronosporales, Peronosporaceae. The record is from RefSeq and is a predicted model, not a curated record. The coding region runs from base 1 to 192 and encodes 63 amino acids. The transcript has a single exon.